Messenger RNA from Vespa crabro (European hornet), 3568 nucleotides. RefSeq names its product sodium/potassium/calcium exchanger 4-like. The record is from RefSeq and is a predicted model, not a curated record. The transcript is spliced from 5 exons. NCBI's taxonomy places the organism in Eukaryota, Metazoa, Arthropoda, Insecta, Hymenoptera, Vespidae. Gene Ontology annotation, molecular function: calcium channel activity; calcium, potassium:sodium antiporter activity. Gene Ontology annotation, cellular component: membrane. The coding region runs from base 1288 to 2955 and encodes 555 amino acids. Gene Ontology annotation, biological process: intracellular calcium ion homeostasis; calcium ion transmembrane transport.
UUAAAUAUUUCUUCAAGUUUUUCGACAUAUUUAAAGUAUAUAAUUUAAAGUAAGGAAUAUAUGUAGAUAUAUGUUAGAUAUACAUGGAGAUACACAUGUAUAUCGAUCGAAAGUCAUCAUCAUUUGAAGGACGCUCACCAAUAAGUGAAAAAAUUUGAUCGAAAGCUAUCAUUAUUAUCAUUGGAAUUUCACAUUAUAGUUUCGGUAUCAUGUCAUUAAAGUAGGAAUAUAUAUAUGUAUAUAUGUAUGUAUGUAUGUAUGUAAACGUAUAUUGAUCGGGAGUCAUCGAUCAUCCAUUAGAUAAGUGAAAAAAUUCGAUCAAGAGAGAAAGAGAAAGAGAGAGCAAUCAUUUUAUUAUCGUUCUCAUUGGAAUUUGUAGUUUCUUCAAACGGCAACAUAUAUAUCACACGGGAAAAUCCUAUCAGAAGAUAAUUUUUACUCCAUUGGAUAUACCUUAUUUUCUUUUUCUCUUUUUUUUUUUCUUUUUUUAACUUACUCGCUUCGCUAAUAAGAUCUCAUUUGAGCGAAUACCUUUGAGGAAGUCAAAGACGAAUUUUCAAAAAAAUGCGUCGUUUCUUUUCUUUUCCCCAAUUGUAAGGAUAAUUUUACAUUCGACGCACUACGUUCGAAGAGAAGAAAAAAAACAAAGAGUUAAUAAUAUUGCGAACAAAAGAACACGGAGAAAAAGACGUCUUCCCGAAUACACAUAUCCAGAUCUUUGUGAUUUUCAAUCAUUAUUUCACGCGGUACAUACGUGGAAAAAAUAUUAUUAUUGCAAAAGACGAAAAAUUGGACAAACUUAGAACAUCCUAACGAACAACUUUUCCGUGCUUAUACAUGUGUGUGUGUGUGUGUGUGUGUUUAGGAUUAUAACGUAUCAAUGCAUUAUUCAGAAAUGGCGAAUAGCUUAGCGUUUUGAUCAGUAUCUCCAUCGUCUUCGUAUUUUAUUAACAAGCUCUUUUCGAUUGAACGAUCUACGUCAAAUUAUAAAAAAAAUACACGAUAUCAUUUAUUUUUAAUUACAUAUAAUACAAUAAUUACACUGAAAGAAGUUAUAUAAAUAAAUCAAUAAGUAAACUCAAAUAUAAGAAAAAAACUUUUAUUGUCGCAUUAAUUGAAGUAUUAGUAGUAGAAAAAUAAUAAUAACCUUUAUAUUAAACUCGAAGAGUUUUUUCUUAGAAAUAAUGAUAUUUAUAUAUUGUAAUAUUGUACUAACAUAUACUGACUAAACAAAUUAACCAAUAACAUAAAUUAUUUCGACGAAAACGUAAUUUAUUAUAAUGAUAAAUGAAUAUUAACUCUAAACUAACAACAUGUAAAACCACAAAUUCCAUUCUUUUGUUGCUAUUAAACAUUCUUAUGUGUACUUACGUAUUCUUGACGUCGAUAAGAAUUAAUCCGAAGAAACGGUUGUAUAUAACAAGAAGUAUAUAUAUAUACAUAUAUACACGUGUGUGUGUAUGUGUGUAUGUGCGUAUUACGAAUUAUAACUCAUCAAAUACGUUACUGGUCAUUUUAGAAAUGGUGAUCAAGAAAAUCGAGGAAAGUCAGAAGAAUUGUACGCCUCGAUCGAUCAAUGACUUCCCAGAAGACAUCUUUACGCCAAAACAACGUGAACAGGGGGCGGCUCUGUUACACGCAUUCUUUGGCUUUUAUUGCUUUUUAUUGACCGCUUUUGUCUGCAACGAUUAUCUCUUACCAGCACUCGAUUGCAUCUGUUCCGGAUUGAAUAUCUCAGCUGAUGUUGCUGGUGCCACAUUUCUUGCUACCGCCAGCUGUUUUCCAGAAUUAUUCGUCAGUGUCGUUGGUACCUUCUUAACUGAAUCUGACCUUGGAGUUGGUACCGUAGUUGGUAGUGCGGUAUUUAAUACUUUUGCUACUACAGCCUGCGGAGCACUUUCAGCUAUAAAAGGUAUACAGCUAGAAUGGCAAAUACUGUCGCGCGAUUGCAUAAUCUACGUGAUAUCCGUUGGUUCGUUGGUAUUGGUUAUGUGGGACGGCCUGAUCACCUGGUACGAAGCAACGAUCUUCAUGAUAUUGUUCGUUGGUUAUUUGGUCCUUCUGUUCUGCGGCGAAGGGAUCACACGUUGGUAUAAGAAGAUCAAACAUCUUUGUUGGAACGGUACCGAGUUUUCGGAAGAAAGUGUGACUUCGAAGCCGACGACCGAUCCUAUGGUGCACGGUAUGUACAAGCCAUACGUUCACGGUGAACUAAUUGCCGAGUAUAGGAAAAAGAGUAUCACGAAAAUGGCCGAAAUUAAGUCGACCAAUAAGAAUUUCGAAGAACUACCGGAGAAUAAAGAGGAAUUGGUCGAUUAUGUCGAACCCGAUACGCCAUUCGUUUUACCAAAGUGUAAUUUGGUAAUGAAGUUAUGGUUUUACUUUACCUGGCCUUUAAAGAUCUUACUAUUUGUCACCGUACCAGAUACCAGAUACAAAAGAUUUCGUUCGUGGUAUCUUUUAACUUUUUUCAUUUGUACCAUGUGGAUCGUAGUGUCAUCUUACAUGGUAUCUUGGAUGAUGACAGUCGUCGGAGACACCAUGGGAAUCCCUGAUUCCGUUAUGGGAAUAACGUUUCUAUCGGCUGGUGGUAACAUGCCCGAACUUGUCUCGAUCGUUAUUCUUUCCAGACAAGGUAACGGUGACAUGGCUAUGAGCAAUACGUUGGGUGCUAAUACUCUUGAUAUUCUUCUGUGUUUGGGUCUACCAUGGCUGAUAAAAACUUUAAUGUCGGGCAAAGAUGUCGAAAUCGUAUCCGGUGCUCUCUGUUAUAGUGUUCUAUCUAUAAUCAUUUGCGUUAUAUGCUUCUACUCGAUCACAGCUUUUUAUAAUUUUAAGCUGAACAAAAAGGUUGGCGCCGUUUGUCUCGUAAUGUACGCAAUAUUUCUUAUAUUCGCGAUAUCGGUUGAAUUGAACGUAUUCUUUCACGUUAAUUGGCCAAUGUGCGAUCGAUAGUCAAAGAUCGAGUUUAUCGACGAUUGUCGUUAUGUUCUCGAAUAUGUUGUAAUACAAAAAUACACACGAAGUCGAAGUGAAAGUGAGAAAGUGAGAAAGUGAGAAAGAGAGAGAGAAAGAGUGAGAGAGAGAGAGAGAGAGAGAGAGAGAGAGAGAGAGAGAGAGAGAGAAAAGCAACGAGAUAAUUAUUUAUAUGUAUAAUGUGUACGUGUGUGUGCAUUUGAUUGAAAUGAAUGAUAACAAAUAAUACUCAUGUUGGGUAGACUUGAAAGGGAGCAACUAAAUUCGUAGAUAUUUUAAAAUAAAAAUAAUAUAAUUUGAAUUUAAAAGAAACGGGAGGAACAAAUAAGAAACUAAAGAGAAAUUAAAAAAAAGAAAAAAAAGAAGAAAUAAAAGAAAAAAGAGAUAGGCAUCGCAUGUACGAUCGCAAGAUUUAAUUCGAAUCUUUCUUUGCAUUGCGAACAAUAUUAAUAAUACGUUUAAAAAAAACUUUUCAUCGACAAGCUCGAAAUAUAAUAUCGAAAUCGAAUGUAUCGUGAGUAACGAAGUGGGUUUUUUUUUUUUUUUUUUUUUGUUUAAAGAAAAUCGUUUGAUCUUCGUUCAUUCUUUUUUU